AUGGCACAAGUGUUCCUGACCAAUCAGACCGCUACUAUUUACAAGCAACUUGCUAAUCUGGCUACUCAACAAAAUCCGCCUAAAGAUAUCAACAACUUGACAAUGGACGAAAUUGUUGACUUCAUGAAGGAACAGUUCGACCCAAAACUCUUCAUUGUGAGAGAGUGUUUCAAGUUUUGGAGUGAUAUGCAACGGAAGCCAGGUGAAACUCUCCAGGAGCUGGCAGCACGUAUACGUCAGGAUGCGGCUACCUGUGAUUUUCCAUCGAUCACCGACCCACAGGAUGAAGCUCUGAGACAGAGAUUCAUAUAUUCGGUCAACAAUGAAGCGGUUUUGAAGGCGCUUUUUAAGAUCAAAGACACAGAACUAGAUUUUGCCCAUGCUGUCCAAGUUGCCAUCGAGACUGAAGAUGCAGCAAAAGUUGCAAAAGAAACUGUCUACGGUUCCAAAUCCAAGCAAGUCUACAAGGUCCAACAGAACAAGAAUAAGAGUCCUCAAAAGAACCAUCAGCAGUCUUAUUCCACAAACCAGGAGAAAUGCUACUGA
This is a messenger RNA of Octopus bimaculoides (California two-spot octopus), 546 nucleotides long. RefSeq lists its product as uncharacterized. Lineage: Eukaryota; Metazoa; Mollusca; Cephalopoda; Octopoda; Octopodidae. The record is from RefSeq and is a predicted model, not a curated record.